AUGGCCGGCACCAUACCGGAAUUUGGCGUGAGCCACGUUGGGGCAGAGGCCUCCAAAGUGAAGCAUUGGGAACGCCCGCAGUCGGUCUCGAGAGACGACCUGCAGGGCAAUCGGUACGACAUACAAGGCAUCGACUGGGAUAAGCUCGAGACCACUCGGGAAGAGGCCAGAGAUGCUCGCACAAAACUGUAUCAAAGCACAACGAGCCGCGUUUGCACGCGCGCGUCCCCACUGGCGCAAAGACUUCCCAACACAGAGAGCUAUUUCCGCUUCCGGAGGAUGAACACCAAACACCAAGCAUUAAUAGCGCAUUUCCAACUCAGGAAUCUAAUCGCUGCUACUUCUAGAAAUGACAUCUACUAUGCCGGCAGGUCGAGGAUAAUGCGCACAGAUUCCCUUGGUCAGUCAACCGACUGCGUCAUGGACCUCACCAAAUCCUCCUUCGAUUCAUUACAUUCUGCAGCUUUCGAUGUGACUUCCAUGGCUGCGUCCGACGACAUACUCAUUGCUGGUGGUUUCUACGGCGAAUAUGCGCUGAUAGACCUUCAAUCCGAAUACGGCACCAAACCCACCCAAGGCUUCAUCACGCAUCGCGUAAAUGGCAUCACUAAUCACGUCCACACCUUCAACUCCCGCAGCAGUGGCAACCCCAUGGCUGUCUUUUCUUCUAAUGACAAGUGCUUGCGCAUUCUAGACUGCCACACCAACACCUUCAUCUCCGACUUUGGCUACGAGGAGGCGAUCAACUGUUCCGCCACCUCUCCGAACGGCCGUAUGCGCAUGCUCGUAGGCGAUUUUCAGGAGACGCUCAUCACGGACGCGGAGACGGGUCGCCCUUUUGAGCGCCUGGGUGGACACACGGAGGACGCUUUUGCAUGCGCUUGGGCAGACGAUGGUAUCCAUCUUGCCACCGGCGCGCAAGACUCGCAAGUCGUCAUCUACGACGCGCGAUGGUGGCGGGCGCCCUUAGCCAUCUUGGCUAGUUCAAUGGCGUGUCCACGCAGCUUACACUUUAGCCCUGUCGGCGGCGGGCGCCGAGUUCUGUUGGCCGCAGAAGCAGAUGAUGUGGUCAGUGUCAUUGACGCACAGAACUUUGACAGAUGCCAGACGCUCAACUUCUUCGGUACCGUGUCCGGCGUCUCGUUCCUGCCGGACGGUAGCUCUUUCUAUGUCGCGAACUCGGACGGCAAGUUUGGCGGCAUAAUGGAGUUUGAGCGCGCGGGUCAUGGCGAGCUGUUCGGGCACUCAAAUACAGGCGCGUCAGCCGCGCAAGGAAGAUGGAACGACGCGGGCAAGCGGAGAGCAUGGGUAGGCGCGGACGCAGAAGGUCCCCACGAGUGGGCAGACGAGUCCGUCCUUGAGUCCGAUGCGAGAGUCAGGUUGACAGCCAAAGCGCGCAAACUGAGAGGUCUGGAUCUCGAUGAUCUAGUCGUUUGA
Molecule: messenger RNA, 1437 nt
Organism: Aplosporella prunicola CBS 121167
Lineage: Eukaryota; Fungi; Ascomycota; Dothideomycetes; Botryosphaeriales; Aplosporellaceae
Exons: 1
Coding region: 1-1437 (478 amino acids)
Molecular function (GO): protein binding
Source: RefSeq, a predicted model, not a curated record